This is a messenger RNA of Puccinia triticina, 3915 nucleotides long. RefSeq lists its product as uncharacterized. Gene Ontology annotation, cellular component: endoplasmic reticulum membrane. NCBI's taxonomy places the organism in Eukaryota, Fungi, Basidiomycota, Pucciniomycetes, Pucciniales, Pucciniaceae. Gene Ontology annotation, biological process: intracellular calcium ion homeostasis. The transcript is spliced from 11 exons. The record is from RefSeq and is a predicted model, not a curated record. The coding region runs from base 1 to 3915 and encodes 1304 amino acids. Gene Ontology annotation, molecular function: P-type ion transporter activity; ATP hydrolysis activity; ATP binding.
AUGCCCGUACUCGAAAUUGACCCAGCCUGGCGGUACCCAGUGGAAGCAGAAAACUACGGAGAGAUCGUGAAAAUGUCUAAAUCUGGCGGGGCUACGAUCGUGUCGCCAGAGAUCGAGUCGAUCGUCUUGCUACGUUUGAGGCCGCUUAUCACUCAUACCUACGUCUUUCCAUUCAUCUUCGCUUAUCCCCUUGCGGCAUAUGCCUACUUUUUUGAAUAUGACCGUUAUCUUCGCUCUGUGGAUGGCGAAUCACAGGAAUGGACUUUCUUGCUCUGUGUUACCGUUUUCGGGGGCCAUGCGCUGAGUUGGCUGGCUACGAGGUGGAAUACAACUAUCCGACAAGCAGCUACGUCUUUGAGAGUGGAUGAUAUUAGCAAAGCCGAUCUUGUCAAAGUGAUCCCGAAGCCCAACAAAGGUACUCCAGCAUUCUGUCCGAUCUUGCGCUCCAAGCGUACCGUGCAAAAUCCAACAUCCGGCAAGAAUGCUCAAGCUCAGCAAGAAACGAUACUUUACAUUGAAUAUCAACGAGACCAUUACUUUUAUUCACCUACCAGCCAUUCAUUCGGUCUGCUGGCAUACCCCUCGGACUCGAAGCCACCCAUGUCGACUAUGACGACUUCAACUGGGAUCUCUAGCGACUCUGAGCUCGCCCUGGCCAAAGAAAUGUAUGGAAAGAAUACCUUCGACAUUCCCGUACCGACGUUCCUCGAAUUGCUCGGCGAACACAUGCAAGCGCCGUUCUUUGUCUUCCAAAUGUUCUCCGUCGGUCUCUGGUUCCUGGACGAAUACUGGUAUUACAGUCUCUUCACGCUAUUCAUGUUGAUCGUCUUUGAAUGUACCACCGUCUUUCAACGCUUGCGAACCUUGAACGAGUUCCGAACCAUGUCGAUCAAGCCUUAUCAGAUCAACGUCUACCGAAACGGAAAAUGGAGCGAAGUGCUGUCCGAUGAACUUGUCCCCGGUGACUUGGUGUCUGUGUUACGGACUAAGGAAGAUUCUGCCGUGCCUUGCGAUCUGCUUCUUCUCCGUGGGACCUGUAUCGCAAGCGAAGCCAUGUUGUCUGGUGAAUCAACCCCACUACUCAAAGAGUCCGUCGAGUUACGCUCGGGUGACGAUCGGCUCGACUUCAUGGGCAAUGAUCGCAACUCGUGUUUGUUCGGUGGGACCAAGAUCUUACAAGUUACUCCAUCAAGUUCAGAUGCUGUUGGAGACAAGCUGAAGACCCCUGAUGGCGGUUGCUUGGCAAUUGUUCUUCGGACUGGAUUUGGAACCACUCAAGGCCAGCUGAUCAGGACGAUGAUCUUCUCUACCGAACAAGUCACUGCAAACAACUAUGAGAGCUUCCUAUUCUUAGCCUUCCUCAUGCUUUUCGCCAUCAUUGCAAGCCGAUACGUCUGGGUCAAAGGAGUCGAGCGCAACUUGAAACGCUCGAAAUUGUUGCUGGAUUGCGUGAUCAUCAUCACCUCUGUCGUCCCACCUGAGCUUCCAAUGGAACUCUCCAUGGCUGUUAAUGCCUCUUUGGUCGCUCUCUCAAAGUAUGCCAUCUUUUGCACUGAGCCAUUUAGAAUUCCUUCGGCCGGUCGGGUCGAUGUCUGUUGCUUCGACAAAACCGGCACAAUCACUGGGGAAGACCUGAUGGUCGAGGGUGUAGUUGGAGUAGAUGAGUCGGACGUCCUGAAGCUUGUUCCACUCCACCAAACCGGCAUGGAAACCACAUUUACUCUAGCCUCAGCUCACUCACUGGUCCUACUAGAUGACGGUAUAAUCGGUGACCCGAUGGAAAAAACGACUCUCGAGGCCGUUGAUUGGUGUGUCAACCAAGGAGACACCAUUUUACCUUCAUCCAAUGAUCACAUCCAUCGUGCGGUGAUCACCAUCAAACGCCGAUUCCAGUUUUCUUCUCUGUUGAAACGGAUGUCGACGGUCUCGACAGUCGUAACACCUGAUCGGCAAACGAGGACCAUGGUGUCAGUCAAGGGCGCACCCGAAGUCAUCAAAGCCAUGAUCUCCAACGUCCCCGAACACUAUGAGAGCACGUAUAAGUAUUACACCCGUCGGGGAAGUCGGGUGCUAGCUCUGGCGUACAAAUUCAUCAACAUCCAAGGCGCAAAUAAAAUUAAUGAUCUCCUACGGGAACAAGCCGAGUCCGAGCUCAUCUUUGCUGGGUUUUUGGUAUUUACUUGUCCUCUCAAGCCAGAUGCAGUAGAGACCUUAAAAAUGCUUGCAGAUUCAUCACAUCGAUGUAUCAUGAUCACUGGGGACAAUCCUUUAACAGCGGUGCAUGUAGCCAAAGAGGUUGAAAUUGUGGAUCGCGAAUGUUUAGUAUUAGACGUGCGGGAAAACUCGACAGACGAGAAAGAUCUGGUCUGGAGGACGGUGGAUGAUCAGAUGGUCAUCCCGGUGGAUGUGUCUAAACCGAUCGAUCCUAAGAUACUUUCAGAUUAUGAUCUGUGCAUAACUGGGGUAGCCCUCAAGCAAUUUGUAGGGAUGCCGAGCUGGAUAGAUCUUGUGCAGAAUGUCUGGGUUUACGCGCGAGUGUCGCCAGCCCACAAGGAGCUAAUUCUGAAUUCUCUGCGAUCGCUGGGCUACACGACUCUGAUGGCGGGUGACGGGACGAAUGACGUGGGUGCGUUGAAGGCUGCCCACGUAGGCGUGGCCCUGCUCGACGGAUCUCCAGAAGACUUGAAGGCAAUCGCCGAGCAUCAGAGGAACGAGCGGCUAAAGAAAGUCUGGCAGACUCAGCUCAAUAUCUCUCAAAGGUUCAAUCAACCACCUCCUCCUGUACCCGCCGCCCUCGCCCAGAUCUACCCAGAACUAGUUGAUGUGCACCAAAAGGCACUCAAAACUGGUCAAGAUGCACGGAAAGCCAAUCCGAUGGAGAAGUUUAAUUUGGCCGAUAUCACGUCGAAGAUGGCCGAUAUGGAGGAAGACUCUGAAGGACCACCGAAGAUUAAACUGGGCGAUGCGUCAGUCGCAGCUCCGUUCACGUCGAAGCUGUCCAACGUCUCGGCAGUCUCGACGAUCAUUCGACAAGGGCGCUGUACGCUUGUAGCCACGACUCAGAUGUACAAAAUCCUUGCCUCGAACUGCUUGAUUUCCGCGUACAGUCUGAGUGUCCAAUACCUGGAUGGUGUUAAGUUUGGUGACUACCAGAUGACCAUCCAGGGUGUUUGCAUGUCGGCCUGUUUCCUUUGUAUCUCCCGGGCCAAGCCUGUCGAGAGACUGUCCAAGGAGCGGCCUCAGGGCAGUAUCUUCAACACUUACGUCGUGGCAACGGUCCUGGGACAAUUCAUCUGCCAUUUAGCAGCAUUGAUCUACAUCACAGGACUUUGUGAAAAGACAUCACCACGAACCAAAGAAAUCAAUCUGGAUGCCGAGUUCGAGCCGAGUCUGCUGAACAGUGCGAUCUACUUGCUCUCGACGUGCCAAAGCGUCUCGACAUUUGCUGUGAACUUCCAGGGCCGACCGUUCCGUGAAGACAUCAAGGAGAACAAGCCGCUGUUCUACGGCUUGCUUGGCGCGGCUGCGGUCGCCUUUUCGGGGGCAACCAACUUCGUACCUGAAGCCAAUGGAUGGCUGCAAUUAGUUGACAUGCCCACCAGCUUCCGGAUGCAAUUGUGUAUAGUGAUGUGCAUGGAUUUCGGGGGAGCGAUGCUGAUGGAGCUGAUUGCCAAGUUCCUCUUCUCCGACGUCCGGCCGAAAGGCAUGGUUGUCAAAGGCAUCCAGCGUCGAGAAGCCAGACGGAAAGCCCAGGAAACCGCCCUCCAGGCCGAGCUCGAUAAGAAAAUCGAGGCCGGAGAAGACGAGCUUCGGCAGCCCUCUUCCUCCUCUCAAGCCGUCAAAACUCAUCCCAACGAUGCUAAUCAAAUCCGCCUUAGAAACGCUAAAAAGUCUACUCAACACAAACAACGGUAG